CCUACGGCUGCUUUCCGGGUUAGUUUAUAUCCUGCGCGCUUAAAGCUGCUCAAUGUAAAUUAUAGCUAUACGUGAAAUACAUCUAUGGGAAUGUUGGCGUCGUAAGAGUAGGUUUUCUCAAGGAUUCGCAAGUUUCCGCAGAGCGUAUGUGUUUUACGAUCGGUUGAUGUUUUCUCACGGGGAGCCUCCAGGGUUGAGUGCAACGUAGAACCCUAGCAGCACACUCUCCGCCAAUCUCCUUCCGGAGCUCCGCCCCCCGCCGAUAAGACCGCCCACAAGCUCCCCCUGCGUCUGCCAGGCGCCAGGCCCAGCGACAGACACGCCCUCGGCCAAUCGUGGGGCAGGACGGCAUCACCAUGGACACGGAGUCAACCUACUCUGGCUAUUCUUAUUAUUCUGGCCGAUCUAAGGGUUCACACCGCCAUGGAGAGCGCAGCCGCGACCGGCACAAGUCCCGCAGUAAAGAAAGCAGCCGUUCAGAGAAGUCUGUCACUAUCAACGCCCCGCCCGCCGAACCGCUGCUGGGAGACCCGUCCACACCCCGGGAGGAGGUCCAGGACGACAACUGGGGCGAGACGACGACGGCGGUGACGGGCACCUCAGAGCACAGCCUGUCCCAGGAGGACAUCGUACGCAUCAGCAAGGACCCGGAGGACGGCGUGGGGCGGGGCUGCCGCCGGUACCUGGGCGCAGCCGCGGGGGUGCUCCUGGGCCUGCUGGUGCUGCUCACGCCCCUGGCCUUCCUGGUCCUGCCUCACGUGCUGUGGCCCGAGCAGCUGGAGGCCUGCGGCACGGCCUGCGAGGGCCUCUUCAUCUCCGUGGCCUUCAAGCUGCUCAUCCUCCUCAUCGCCGUGUGGGCGCUGUUCCUGCGGCCGCCGCACGCGGGCCUGCCGCGCGUCUUCGUGUUCCGGGCGCUGCUGGCCGUGCUGGUGCUGCUGUUCGUCGUGUCCUACUGGCUCUUCUACGGCGUGCGCAUCCUGGACACACAGGAUAAGAACUACCAGGGCAUCGUGCAGUAUGCCGUGUCACUGGUUGACGCUCUGCUGUUCAUCCACUACCUAGCCAUCGUACUCCUGGAGCUGAGACAGCUGCAGCCCUGCUUCUCUGUGUGCGUCACACGCUCCACCGACGGAGAGAUACGCCACUAUAACCUGGGACAACUCAGUAUCCAGAGAGCUGCCCUGAGCAUCCUGGAGAACUACUACCGGGACUUCCCUGUCCAUAACCCCGCGCUGCUGACCGCCUCCAAAUCCCGCGCUGCCAAACACCUGGCCGGUCUCAAGGUGUACAACGUGGACGGCCCCGGGAACAAUGGAACGGGUCAGUCGCGUGCCAUGAUCGCGGCAGCCGCCCGCCGCAGGGACUCCAGUCAUAACGAGCUCUACUACGAAGAGGCUGACCACGAGAGGCGUGUCCGCAAGCGCAGAGCCAGGCUGGUGGUGGCGGUGGAGGAGGCCUUCACCCACAUUAAGAGGAUGCAGGAGGAGGAGCAGAAGAAGACUCCUGGGGAGGUGAUGGACCCGCGGGAGGCCGCCCAGGCCAUCUUCCCCUCCAUGGCGCGGGCCUUGCAGAAGUACCUCCGCACCACUAGGCAGCAGCACUGCCACAGCAUGGAGAGCAUCCAGCAGCACCUGACCUUCUCCAUCACCAACAACAUGACGCCCAAGGCCUUCCUGGAGAGCUACCUGACCCCUGGGCCUACGCUGCAGUACGGGAGGGAGCGCUGGCUGGCCAGGCACUGGACGCUGGUCAGCGAGGACGCGGUCACCAGCGGUCUGAAGGAGGGCUCCACCUUCUUGCUCAAGUGCAUAGACUUCAGCUUGGUGGUGACCACCAAGCGCAUCCCCUACAUCCAGCUCUCCGAGGAGUUCAUCGACCCCAAAUCGCACAAGUUCGUGCUGCGGCUGCAGUCCGAGACGUCCGUCUAGUGGGCUUCCUUUUUCUACGCUCAUUUCAUUUUUAUUGUUAUAGUCUCUUUCAUAAUAGGGUAUAUUUUCUUUUCCGUUGUUGCUUUGAUUACGAGAGCGGGACGAAGAGGAAAACGUUAACUGUUGAACGAGGACUCAACCCCACAGGGAGUGUGUGUGUCUGUGUCUGUGUCUGUCUGUGUGUGUGCGUGUGCGUGUGCGUGUGUGCGUGCGCGUGUGCGUGUGUGCGUGUGUGCCUGCGUGUGUGUGUGAAACCUGCCUGUCUCAGCAUCUGCAGUAUCUGAAGAACUUCAGGUGAUGCCAGUCUGAAGGACCACUAAAGAGAACAGGCAGACACAUCAGCAAAGGAAUUUUAGAGGAGAAGGGGAGUUCUAAAUGUAAUGAUUAUUAUUAUUAUUAUUAUUAUUAUUAGGAUUAUUAUUAUUACUACUACUUUUUAAAUUGUUCUUAGAUUUAACUGAAGCUCUCAAACAUGCCAUUGUCCCAUACAUUAUGCCUUGCAUGUAUAAACAAUCCUAUUUCCUGCACUGUUAUAGCAGCGACCACUUUCUUGUGUGGUUCUCCUGCAGUUGUUAUGGCAACUGGUUCUGCCAGGUCUGUCUGAUUGAACUGCUGAUAUUAGCGACUACCUUCACUUAGACAACUGUUCAGGUGCAUUUUUUUUUUUUUUCAAGCAAAAGUUGACCAUUUUUACCAAGAGUGAACUUAUGGUUUGUAUAUGUGUUUGUAUAUAUAUAUAUAUACAUAUAUUUAUACAUAUAUGUACAAACAUAUUGUAUAUGACUCAGUGUAAAUAUAAAUGUAUAUAACGCUUCUCAUUUAAUACUCUUUUCAUUUUCUACUUUGUCUAUCUGCACAUGGGAGUUUCUGACCAUGUUAUUUUGACACUGAGUAGCACACAUUCAUCACACAUUGUUCCUGUCAUGUUACCAAAUUUGAAUCUGGCCUUCAUUUUGAGGUAGUGGCCAAAAUAGACACUGCAUUUUCACAGGAUUUCUGGAACAUUCUGCUAAUGAGGGAAUGAUGUGUGUUAAUGCCCAGUACUGUGCCCAAUAAUCCUGUUCAAGCUCGGGAAAGCCAUGAACGCAAGCAGACUGGUUUUGUGGAAAGUAACAGUCCAUUCGAAGCCAUUUUGUACAUCUUAAUGUACAAGUUUACAGCUUAUAGACACUCAACCCUGUCAUUUUUAAAAGGAUUUACCAGAAGGUUGAUGCACUGUGGGGGAGAAUCUCUGUCGGAUUCAUAAUGGAUUCAUAUUUGUGCCCAAAAUUGAUCUGCAGAUAUUAUUUAUAUAAGCCCAUACUCAUAAAUUCAUAAAAUACGUUUGUGUGUAAUGGUGAAGAAUUGAAAUUGAUUUGGGUUUCAUCUUUUUUUUCACGCUGCCUUCCAACAGUCCUUGGUGACCAGACCACUCAGACACACCCAACGGUCAUUCUGAGGAGCAGCUGUGCCCUCACAUGGUUGUGCAGAAUGUUCAGGCCUGUCCGUGUCAUGCCCUGUACCAGUAUUUAAAAGCAAUUUUAGCAAAUGUACACUUUACAUAUAGAAAUCAUUUAAAGGUACAAUAGGUAAUUUCAGCCUUCUAACAGUCAAGAGAGGAAUUGCAGCAACAAACACCCUCAAACCACAUCACUGUUUAUCCCUCCCCCUUCUUUGUGAACACACUGAUGUUGAAACCCCGCCCCAAUUGUCUGUGGCAAUUAGAACCAAUUUUCAACCAAUGAUCUUGAAUUAUUAUACAGCUAUACAAUGUUUUGGUACAUUGUUACAUGUCGGUUUGUCAACUACACAUUUUGAAAGCUGAAUUUAAGGACUAUAAAUACAGGCAGAGGGUGAGCUGUGGGCCUCAGGAACACUCAGGUUUUCCUGCUUUCCUGCAGUGAUUGGAGUGCAAGUCUCCAUGAACCCCCAUAAUCUGCCCUCAGUCACUGUCCUCUAAGGACUAAUCACAAAUCACUUGUUCUAUGAUUGGCUUAAUCAGUGUUACUGACAACACUGAUUGUGACACCUUCAUGAAGGGGUUUCAUGAAGAAGGUGGAGAAACAAAAUAAACCACAGUGAAUUGCACUUCAGCAUGGUUCAGUGAGUUCAUAUAUGGACUUUUUUAUUUUUAAUAAUGUUAUUAUUUUAUUUGAACUGUAGAUUAUACUUCUGUUCUCAGACAAUGUGAAUCAGAAUCAGUGAGAAUGAUUGCCAUUACCUCCAACACACCAGUUUCUAUUGUAGAAAUACUAAGAUGCAAGUCUGGCCCAGAUGUGAAUGGGGAAAAUAUAUAUAUAUAGUAUAAAGAAUUUGGUUAUAUAAUGUGCGGCUUUCUGGGGUGUAAGAGCCUAAGUUGGCCUUUAUUUCUUAGCAUUUCCUAGCACUGGUUGUUUUGCUUUUCAAAUGUGGUCCAUUGUUGUGUUCUUUCUGACAGCUUUCAACGCACAUAAGCCCAGAUUGACUUAUUGUCGUCCAGAAAGAAAUGUGAGGUAAAAGUGAAAUGUUGCAAAGCCAGUUCUGAAAUACUGUGUUUACCAUUUUGCCAUGGAGUCUUUUGUAUACAUGUAAGAAACAUGUACACGGGGUAGAGGUUUGCUGCUGCGUUGAAAAAGGGGUGUUAGUAUGAGAAGACUAUUUUAGAGCCUCAGCAUUAACACACACUGGCCUGGUGAAGUGAAUAGUGAAGAGUGAGUUGCCUGAGUUACAGUACAAGGAAUACACAAACAAUUAUUCACCAGGAAUAUUAAACACAACCUUUAAACAACUGUCUCCUAUAAUGUAAUAUGGAAAAUGUCAGAGCCCAGUUAAUACCAUCCAGUACAGUGAAUUGCAAACAAGAAAAUGGUUCAUAGCACCAUCUAGCAGAUAUGUCUGGUAUUGCUUGAAUUAGUACUGGUUCAUAAUUUGGAGCAAUUGGGAUCAGCCUGGGUAGGCAAUUUGGAGAAAAUAUGAUCGCCAUUCAGGAAUGUGGAAGACUUUUUUUUAAGACAAACCCCCCCCAUCAUUUUAUACACUUACAUUUGAAAAUUUAUAUAUUGUCUAUUGAUGUUCAAAAGUUUUUUUUAAUUAUUCUUAAAAAAAGUUUUUUGGAUACAAAUUGUCGUUUGAAUUUUUACCGAAAAUAGUUGUUUGUCUGUACUUCUCACGCAAAGUGAAUAUGUGCCUCUGAUUCUACACUGUAUUUAUGUAAAGAGUCCUGUGAACAUCCCUCCCCUACACUUAGACCUCACUCAGUUUUUUUCUACCUGACAUUGGCAUUGUAUUGUAUCAAACCCAUCACAUAAAUGUUUGUAUAAAAUAAAUAUUUGUACAAAGCUUUGUAAUUGG
Molecule: messenger RNA, 5237 nt
Organism: Conger conger (European conger)
Lineage: Eukaryota; Metazoa; Chordata; Actinopteri; Anguilliformes; Congridae
Product: vang-like protein 1
Exons: 9
Coding region: 357-1928 (523 amino acids)
Biological process (GO): multicellular organism development
Cellular component (GO): plasma membrane
Source: RefSeq, a predicted model, not a curated record